Messenger RNA from Racocetra persica, 233 nucleotides. The record is from the annotation of a GenBank genome assembly. Lineage: Eukaryota; Fungi; Glomeromycota; Glomeromycetes; Diversisporales; Gigasporaceae.
GUCUUCUCCAAGAUGAUACAGAGUGGGAUGCAUGUUUUCGCGAAGCAAGUGAAAUGCAAACAGGUCAACAACUAUACCAUCUUUUUGCACACCAGAACAGUAAUUUAAGUGAUGUGGUCGAAAAUUAUGCCCUCAAACAAUUGGAACAAGUUCUGUUAUUAAACGGUAAAUCACUAAAAGAUUUUCCAAACAUGCCACUACCUACUGAAUCGAUAGAGAAUAUUGAUAUUUGA